GUCUUCGUCUCCCCUAUCUAUGUUCACUUACGGUCGUGUACAACGCCAUGAAAGCAACCACCACAACCGCCCCGCCAAGCAACCCUCGUUGUUCCGUGACCAAACACAAGAAACUCUUUGUAGUUCUGAUCUGAAUGUUUAAUAUAAUUUGAUAUAUAUUUUUAAAAUGACAGAAGAGAAAGAACAAUCAUGGUUACCAGACUCUUUGCUUCUCUGGUCUGCCAUCUCCAAGAUCCAGUUACCAUGGUUGUUUCACCGGUUUUGACAGUCCCUUCAAUCACUUCAACGCCCACUUAUCAUCCUCAGUUCUCCGAACGAUGAACCCUAGGACCUUAGAAAUGAUUAAACCCUAGAAUAAAAGUAAACCAAAAUGUCUAGACACUGAACAAGAACGUAAGGGCUAUGUCUGCAUCCUCUCGGGGCCAUCAAACCACGAUUCCAGAUCAACGGGAAGCCCAAAAGGAUCUUCAUAUAUAAUUGCCAAAAGCUUUGACCCAGCUGGAAUUCUGGUUUCUACAAUGGUGUAUCAGCUGUCAUUGGCUCCAUUUUUCUCUUCCGAGUAUUUUGGGACUAUUAAGUCGAAGUUCAACAAGUCUAUCCCAUCGAUAUUGCUUAUGGUCGUUCAUGUCAAAUCUUCACAUACGAAAUUGGGACAGGUGGAUGAGUUUUGUUGGGUUUUUCGUGAUAUGCUUGUCGCAGUUUCCCAGGUUCUAAACCAAUUAACCAAUAGAUAAGCGUUUUUUCACGAAGAAACAGACGAUUCGAGCAUUGUUGCGUUUUGAGACACGAUGAAGCUUAAUCCAAUCACAUUUGAUUUUCCUUUUCUUUGGAAACGGCCAAUCGGGAAUACGCAAAAAUCCGACUCCCAGGUCCCAACCGCGUGAUUGGAAGAGAAGAUAAAAAAGCUGGAACAAGCAUAAAAUUUUUCCCUGUUGUUUUGACUGAUGCUCUCAUCGUUGGCCAUCUGUUGCCAAGUUAUGACCUGGAAUUUGUUUAGGGCUUCUAAGAACAAAACACUCGCACUUGUGCGGAUAUAGAAGGAAGGCGAGCCUUCCCUCUCGCGCUCAUUUCGCCUCUUAUUUCGACCCUUCUGAUGCUCUUCUUACUCUGGAAAAUCUCGCAUCCACCGAUUUGAUCGAUUCUUCUAUUCCUUCAAUAUUUUCACUAACAAUUUUUUUUCCAAAAACUUCAGACAAAACAUCUUCUUCAAUGUUAUCCUGCAAGACAUUUACUUAAAAAUAAUAAUAAAGGAAACCAGAGUCGAAUUUCAGGAUCCUUUUUUAAGGUAUUAUUUAUCUAAUCUCUGUCUUCUUCAUUGGAUUUGUUAUUUCGUGUGCGCUUCCUCAUUUUUAUGGAAUUCGGAGUCUUAUAUUGAAGUUGAUUUUUUCCCCUUUGUCUGGGUCUUCAACUAGGUUCAAAUCAAUGCCCACCAUUUGGUUUCAUCUCAUUUCUUGUUUUCGUUGUUUCUUUGAAGUUUGUUUAUUGGUCUACUGCAUUUGUUUGGUCUUCAAGGGGAUUAGUGAGUAGAUUCUUCUUUGUGUGAUUCUAUGAAGAUAGACCCUGUUUUAUGAUGCAAAUUUCUUAUGCCUUUCACUGUUUUUGAGUCAAAACUGAAUCAGCUUGAUAGUUCUUUUUUACCUCUGAUUUUCUGGCAUUUGAUGACAACCCACAUGAAUGUCGAUCUCCAUUGAUUUGCUCCAGUUGUUUCCGUCUCUUUUGGAUUAAUUUGCAUAUGAAUAUUGUUUCUCUGUUUACCUCAUUUGCCAAAUUGUCAUUUCCGGUAGUCGGUAGAGGAGAUUAGCUUUUUUCAAAUUAGCAGCUGUUCGAAUUUUAGUUGAGGAGUGGAGGUUUGCAUUAGUCAUAGCUCUGGUUAUACCUUUGCUUAUUUUUCAGAAUUAUUGUACCAUUUCAGGCCAACCUUGUAUAGUUUAAAAGUGUAUAUUUGUCGUUUUGUUCCUUCAGUUGCUGAGAAUAAUCCGAAUGAGUAUUACCAGGUCAAGAAUUUCUUCUUUACCAAAAAAAGAAAGAUUACGAGGUCAAGAACAAUAGGAUGGAGGAAGAUAGACAGGAAUCAGGAGAAGUUUCUGGGAAAGACUCUGAGAUGGGCAUGGAGGUCCAUGAAACUGGCGGAGGGGAAAAUGGAAGAGCAUAUUACGACAUGCACAGUGAUAGGGAUGAACCGGAAAUUAAUCGGGGCUUGCAAGGAUUGAUUUCUGUGAAUUCAGGGAUAACUUCUGGAGACGGAGGCGAACAACGUGAUGAAGAAGACCGGUUUGAGCAUGCGUCCUUGAAAGAUAAAGAGAGGAAUAUGUCGGACUGUCAGGGCAAUGUGGAUACAAUUUUGUCUUCUAACUUGGAUAGCAUGAACAGAUUAUCUUGCAACGAGGAGGCCUUAGAGUCUUCUACUGGGAAACCUGUUGCACAGUUAGACGUUGCUAUUAGUGGUGAGAUGCAAGACCAGCAUAGUUCGAGUCCCAUGUCCGAGAGACAAUCUGAGUUGGCUAUCAAAAAGUCUCUUUCUUCAGCUAGUUUUGACUCCUCGGGUUUCUAUGGAGAGGCUGGAUACACUUCACCUGUAUACUAUUCACCUGUUGACUCCCCUACAAAACUUAGGCCAAAACCUGUUAUGCCCAAUGUGUCACCAGAACUGUUGCAUUUAGUGGAUUCAGCUAUUAUGGGGAAACCUGAAGCCAUGGAGAAACUUAAGGGUGUUGUAUGUGGCAAGGAGAGUUUUGGGAGGGGAGAGGAAGUUGAGAGCAUAGCUGUAUUGGUAGUGGAUUCACUUCUUGCAACGAUGGGCGGUGUUGAAUCUUUUGAAGAGGGUGAAGAUAGCAAUCCUCCUAGUGUGAUGCUGAACUCAAGGGCUGCCAUUGUAGCAGGUGAGCUGAUUCCUUGGCUUCCCUGGGAAGGUGACGGGGACGGUCUAAUGUCUCCAAGAACACGUAUGGUUAAAGGACUGCUGGCAAUAUUGAGAGCUUGCACGAGAAACAGAUCUAUGUGCUCCACAGCUAGUCUGUUAGGAGUUCUUCUGGGAUCAGCAGAGAACAUAUUUCUUCAGGAUGUUGGCUCAACGGGGCAGUUUCACUGGGAUGGUACACCUCUGUGCCGCUGCAUCUAUUACCUAGCAGCACAUUCCCUUAGUGUAAUUGAUCUGCGUAGGUGGCUUCAGGUAAUCAUAAAGACACUAUCCACAGGCUGGGCAAUCCAUUUGAUUCUUGCAUUGGAAAAAGCUGUGGGUGGGAAGGAAACAGGAGGUCCAGCAUGUACAUUUGAGUUUGAUGGUGAAAGCUCUGGUUUACUUGGUCCAGGAGAGAGCCGUUGGCCAUUCACCAAUGGUUAUGCGUUUGCAACAUGGAUCUACAUAGAGUCAUUUGCAGACACUCUAAAUACUGCAACGGCUGCUGCAGCAAUUGCUGCAGCUGCUGCAGCAAAAUCUGGAAAAUCCUCCGCCAUGUCAGCUGCAGCUGCUGCAAGUGCACUUGCUGGUGAAGGUACGGCACACAUGCCAAGGUUGUUUAGUUUCUUAUCUGCUGAUAAUCAGGGGGUGGAAGCAUAUUUUCAUGCUCAGUUUUUGGUUGUUGAAACUGGUAGUGGCAAGGGAAAGAAAGCUUCCCUGCAUUUUACUCAUGCAUUCAAGCCACAGUGCUGGUAUUUUAUUGGGCUAGAGCAUACUUGCAGGCAGGGGCUAAUUGGGAAGGCAGAGAGUGAGUUAAGGCUGUAUAUUGAUGGUUCCUUGUAUGAAAGUCGUCCAUUCGAGUUUCCCCGGAUAUCCAAGCCUCUUGCGUUUUGCUGCAUUGGGACAAAUCCUCCUCCAACCAUGGCUGGCUUGCAAAGGCGGCGCCGUCAAUGUCCACUUUUUGCUGAGAUGGGUCCUAUAUAUAUAUUUAAGGAGCCUAUUGGCCCAGAGAGGAUGGGCCGUUUAGCUUCUAGGGGAGGUGAUGCGCUGCCCUCUUUUGGCAAUGGGGCAGGGUUACCAUGGAUGGCAACAAAUAACCAGUUACGAAGUUUGGCAGAAGAAAGCUCAGUUUUGGAUGCAGAAAUUGGAGGAAGCUUGCACCUUCUUUAUCACCCCAGUUUGCUCAGUGGGCGUUUCUGUCCAGAUGCUUCUCCCUCUGGUGCUGCAGGAACACAUCGAAGACCUGCUGAGGUUCUUGGGCAAGUUUAUGUUGCUACACGAAUGCGUCCUGUAGAGUCCAUGUGGGCCUUAGCCUAUGGAGGACCCAUGUCUUUGCUUCCCUUGACAGUAAGCAAUGUUGAAAAGGAUAGCUUGGAACCAAAAUAUGGGAACUUUCCACUGUCUUCAGCCACAGCUUAUCUUUCUGCUUCAAUUUUUAGAAUUAUUACCAUGGCUAUUCAACACCCAGGAAAUAAUGAAGAGUUGUGCCGCACAAGUGGUCCUGAGCUUUUGUCAAGAAUCUUAAAUUAUUUGCUGCAAACUCUGUCUUUAAUUGAUCUUGGAAAACAAAAUGGAGUUGGAGAUGAGGAACUUGUUGCAGCAAUUGUUUCUCUAUGUCAAUCACAGAAAAGAAAUUACGCACUCAAAGUGCAGCUUUUUAGUACAUUGUUGUUGGACCUGAAAAUCUGGAGCCUAUGCAAUUAUGGGAUUCAGAAGAAGCUUUUAUCUUCAAUUGCAGACAUGGUGUUCACUGAAUCAUCAGCAAUGCGAGAUGCAAAUGCCAUGCAGAUGCUUCUUGAUAGCUGCAGGAGGUGCUAUUGGGUCAUUCGUGAAAAGGACUCUGUUAAUACAUUUUCACUGCAUGAGGGACCACGUCCCAUUGGAGAAGUUAAUGCAUUGGUGGAUGAGCUUUUGGUGGUUAUCGAACUCCUAGUAGGAGCUGCACCUCCGUCACUUGCUGUUGAUGAUGUUCAUUGUUUGAUUGGGUUCAUGGUUGAUUGCCCACAACCUAAUCAGGUUGCACGUGUGUUGCAUCUAAUCUACAGGUUGGUGGUACAGCCAAAUACAUCCAGAGCGCACACAUUUGCAGAAUCUUUUAUUUCUUGUGGAGGGAUAGAAACACUUCUAGUUCUGCUGCAACGAGAAGCAAAAUCUGGUGACUGUCGAUCAGAAGAUUCUAACAAGGAAGAUGAUAAAAGCAUCUCGAGUCAGGGAUCUGAACUACGUGCUGAUAGAGUUGAGGAGAAAAGUCAGGAUGGUAAUCUAGAACCUAUUGGGGAAAAGGAGAAGGCUUCUGAUGAAAAGAGUUCAGAGUCACAGUCCUAUGACAGUGAAGGCAGCAACACUGCAGUUUCCAUGGGCACAAACAUUGCAAGAAUGCCAUCUAUGUCUGAGCGUCAACUCAUGAAGAAUUUGGGUGGUAUAAGCUUUUCAAUAAGUGCUGAGAGUGCGAGGAAUAAUGUCUAUAAUGUUGAUAAUGGUGAUGGAGUAGUUGUUGGGAUUAUCAGUCUUUUGGGUGUAUUAGUGGCAUCAGGGCAUCUAAAAUUUGUUUCACAUGCUCCAACAAAUAUGACAAGUAGCUUUCUGGGUAAUGGACUACAUGAUGGAGGAGGUACUAUGUUUGAUGAUAAAGUUUCUCUUCUACUUUUUGCUUUACAAAAGGCUUUCCAAGCGGCACCAAAGAGGCUUAUGACUAACAAUGCCUACUUAGCUUUAUUGGGUGCAUCGAUAAAUGCUUCUUCAACUGAUGAUGGGCUAAACCUUUAUGCUUCUGGCCAUCACUUUGAACAUCUCCAGCUUUUGCUGGUUCUUCUCCAUUCACUUCCAUAUGGAUCUGGGGCAUUUCAAAUUCGUGCCAUACGGGAUAUUUUGUUUUUGGCUUGUAGUCAUCCGGAGAAUAGAAGCUGCCUUACUAAUAUGGAAGAGUGGCCUGAGUGGAUUUUGGAGGUUCUUAUUUCUAAUUAUGAGAUAGGUUCGAGCAAAUUCUCAAAUGGGGCAAGCAUCGGAGAAAUAGAGGAUCUGAUACACAAUUUCCUGAUUAUCAUUUUGGAGCAUUCAAUGCGACAGAAAGAUGGGUGGAAGGACAUCGAAGCUACAAUUCAUUGUGCUGAGUGGUUAUCUAUGAUUGGUGGAUCUAGUGUGGGAGACCAACGUAUUAGACGAGAAGAAUCACUGCCUAUAUUCAAGAGAAGACUCUUGGGUAGCUUGCUGGAUUUUGCUGCCAGAGAGUUGCAGGUUCAGACUCAAGUUAUUGCAGCCGCAGCUGCUGGUGUUGCUGCUGAGGGUUUGUCGCCUAAUGAUGCCAAAGCAGAAGCAGAGAAUGCUGCACAGCUUUCUGUGGCUUUGGCAGAGAAUGCAAUUGUCAUUUUAAUGCUAGUUGAAGAUCAUUUGCGGCUACAAAGCCAAUUAUUUAAUGCUUCACAUUCAACGGGUUGUCCUCAUUCUCCCACAUCAAUCACUUCACCUGUUGGUAGCCAGUCAAAUUCAUUAUCUAGAACUCCUGGAGAAUCGUUGGAAACUCUGGGUACCUGCAAAUCGUUAUCCAGUGAUUCUGGGGGCCUUCCUCUUGAUGUUCUUGCUUCUAUGGCUGAUGCAAAUGGGCAAAUUUCUGCAACAGUGAUGGAACGUCUUACCGCAGCUGCAGCAGCAGAACCUUAUGAUUCUGUUAGGUGUGCAUUUAUGUCAUAUGGGAGCUGUGCGUUAGACUUAGCUAAAGGUUGGAGGUAUAGGAGCUGGAUGUGGUAUGGGGUUGGCCUUUCCUUGAAAACCACCAUUUUUGGUGGUGGUGGCAGUGGUUGGGAAUCUUGGACAUCUGCUUUGGAAAAGGACGCAAAUGGGAAUUGGAUUGAACUUCCUCUGAUAAAGAAAUCAGUCACCAUGCUCCGAGCAUUGUUGUUAGAUGAGUCUGGACUCGGUGGUGGUCUUGGCAUUGGAGGAGGAUCUGGUACUGGAAUGGGAGGAAUGGCAGCACUCUAUCAGCUACUAGAUAGUGACCAACCAUUCUUAUGUAUGCUUCGAAUGGUACUUAUUUCAAUGAGGGAGGAAGACAAUGGAGAAGAUGGCAUGUCUACAAGAUCUACAAUUAAGCCAGGAUCAACAUUACUCUGGAGUGUCCUUUCACCUAUUUUGAACAUGCCUAUUUCAGAGUCCAAGAGACAGAGGGUGUUGGUUGCAUCUUGUGUUCUUUAUUCUGAGGUUUGGCAUGCUAUUAGUAGGGAUAGGAAACCUCUUCGUAAACAAUACCUGGAGGCCAUUUUACCCCCAUUUGUUGCCAUUUUGAGGCGGUGGCGCCCACUACUAGCUGGAAUUCAUGAGCUUACUUCCUCAGAUGUUCUAAAUCCUCUCGUUGUUGAUAAUCGUGCCUUGGCUGCAGAUGCACUGCCUAUUGAGGCUGCUCUUGCCAUGAUAUCACCAGGUUGGGCUGCAGCUUUUGCAUCUCCUCCUGCUGCAAUGGCAUUGGCAAUGAUUGCUGCAGGUGCUGGUGGUGGUGAAACUAUAGCACCUCCACCACCUACACAGCUUAGACGUGAUUCGUCAUUGCUUGAGCGGAAGUCUACUAAGCUUCACACAUUCUCAAGCUUUCAGAAGCCUCUGGAAACACCUGACAGGUCAACAUCAGCUCCUAAGGACAAGGCUGCUGCAAAAGCUGCUGCAUUGGCAGCUGCACGUGAUCUUGAGAGGUUUGCAAAGGUUGGUACCGGAAGAGGUCUGAGUGCUGUAGCUAUGGCUACAUCUGCUCAACGUAGGAGUGCAAGUGAUAUGGAGCGUGUGAAGAGAUGGAAUAUCUCUGAAGCCAUGGGAACUGCCUGGAUGGAAUGCUUGCAGUCAGUUGAUACAAAAUCUGUCUCAGGAAAAGAUCUUAAUGCUCUAUGUUACAAAUAUGUUGCAGUCCUUGUUACAAGUUUUGCUCUUGCAAGAAAUAUUGAACGAUCUGAGGUUGACAGACGCAACCAAGUUUCUGUUAUAGAUCGACACCGUUUGUCCACUGGAAUUCGUGCUUGGCGCAAAUUGAUUCGCUGCUUGAUGGAGAUGAAUGGCCUUUUUGGGCCACUGGGAGAACAUCUAUCUAAGCCUGAGCGUAUAUUCUGGAAGUUAGACAGUAUGGAAAGUUCUUCAAGGAUGAGAAGAUGCCUGAGAAGGAAUUACAAGGGGUCUGAUCAUUUGGGUGCUGCUGCUAAUUAUGAAGAUAAUCUGCAAACUCUGCAAAAUAGGGAAAAUGUAAUAUGCCCUUCUACUAGUUCUAUAGUAGUUGCAGCAGCAAUUUCAAUGGAGGAUGUAAACGAAGAUGAUGAACAGAUAGACACUGAUAACUUGGAUGGUAGAACACAUGAUAUGGAGGAGGGUGGAGAUAGUCAACAAAGGCUGUCCACACCAACGGAGCAACCUAUACAGGAAAAAACUGAUUCUAGUGAUGCUCAAGUUUCUAACAAUGAACAUUUAGUCCAACAUCCAUCUGCAAUUGCGCUUGGGUAUGUUCCUAGUGAACUUGAUGAAAGAAUCAUUCUUGAACUUCCGUCAUCGAUGGUCAGUCCACUGAGAGUCAUCCAAGGAACUUUUCAAAUAACGACGAAAAGAAUAAAUUUUAUGGUUGAUGAUCACAUUGACAACAGUGCUGUGGAGGGUGGGUCUGAUUCCAGUCUUGAAGAUAGAUAUCAAGAAAAAGAUCGAAGCUGGUUGAUGUCUUCUAUUCAUCAAGUGUUUAGCAGAAGAUAUCUUCUACGGAGAAGUGCACUGGAAUUAUUUAUGGUUGACAGAUCAAACUUCUUCUUUGACUUUGGGAAUAUUGAAGGGCGGAAGAAUGCAUAUAAAGCUAUAGUUCAAGCACGGCCUCCUCAUUUGAACAACAUUUAUCUAGCCACACAAAGACCUGAACAACUUCUUAAGAGAACUCAGCUUAUGGAGCGUUGGGCUAGAUGGGAGAUCAGCAAUUUUGAAUAUCUUAUGCAGCUCAAUACCCUGGCUGGCCGUAGUUAUAAUGACAUCACACAGUAUCCUGUUUUUCCAUGGAUUCUUGCUGAUUACACUUCAAAGAAUUUGGAUCUCACUGAUCCAUCUUCAUACCGAGAUCUUUCACAGCCUGUUGGUGCAUUAAAUGUUGAUAGGCUAAAAAAAUUCCAAGAAAGAUACUCCAGCUUUGAUGAUCCAAUCAUCCCAAAGUUUCAUUAUGGUUCACAUUACUCAAGUGCCGGAACAGUUUUGUAUUACCUUGUUAGAGUGGAGCCAUUUACCACUCUCUCAAUCCAGCUACAAGGUGGCAAAUUUGAUCAUGCAGAUCGGAUGUUUUCUGACAUAGCUUCUACUUGGAAUGGUGUUCUUGAGGACAUGAGUGAUGUCAAGGAGUUGGUUCCAGAGCUCUUUUACCUCCCUGAGGUUCUAAUGAAUGGAAACUCAAUUGAUUUUGGCACAACACAACUAGGGGGAAAGCUUGAUUCUGUGAGACUUCCACCAUGGGCUGAAAAUCCUAUUGAUUUCAUUCAUAAGCAUCGGAAAGCUCUUGAGAGUGAGCAUGUUUCUGCUCAUUUGCAUGAAUGGAUUGACCUCAUAUUUGGAUAUAAACAGCGGGGAAAGGAAGCUGUAUUGGCCAACAACGUGUUUUUUUAUAUAACCUAUGAAGGCACUGUUGAUAUUGAUAAAAUUUCAGAUCCAGCACAACAACGUGCUACACAAGAUCAAAUAGCGUACUUUGGACAAACUCCUUCUCAGCUUCUUACUGUGCCUCACAUGAAAAAGCGACCAUUGGCAGAUGUUCUUCACUUGCAGACUAUAUUUCGAAACCCAAAUGAGGUCAGACCAUAUGUGAUCCCAAAUCCUGAACGUUGCAAUGUUCCUGCUGCUUCCAUUUAUGUGUCAUCAGAUUCUGUCAUAGUUGUUGAUGUAAAUGCUCCAGCUGUCCAUGUUGCAGUGCACAAGUGGCAGCCUAAUACACCUGAUGGCCAAGGCACGCCAUUCCUUUUUCAACAUGGGAAAGCCUUAUCAAGUUCAACUGGUGGAGCAUUCAUGCGCAUGUUUAAAGGGCCAGUUGGGUUUAAUUCUGAAGAAUGGCAGUUUCCACAGGCACUAGCAUUUGCAACAUCUGGAACAAGAACCUCAGAUUUGGUUGUCAUCACAUGUGACAAAGAAAUCAUCACCGGUGGGCAUGCCGACAACAGUGUCAAGUUGAUAUCAUCUGAUGGAGCAAAAACCAUUGAAACAGCCAGAGGGCAUUGUGCUCCAAUUACUUGUAUUGCUUUGUCAUCUGAUAGCAACUACCUUGUGACUGGAUCUCGUGAUGCAACAAUCAUACUAUGGAGGGUGCAUCGGGCAUUUGCAUCACACUCAAGCAAUAUUUCAGAGCCUUCCACUACAUCUGACACACCCACUACAAGUAAUGGUAACCUAACAAAUGUGAUGGUAGAGAAUAACCGGAGAGGUCGAAUUGAGGGCCCCAUGCAUGUAUUGAGAGGCCAUUUCAGGGAAAUAAUUUGUUGCAGUGUCAGUUCUGAUGUUGGAAUUGUUGCAUCGUGCUCCCAUUUUUCAGAUGUAUUGAUUCAUUCCAUAAGAAGGGGUCAGUUGAUCAGGAGAUUAGUUGGGGUGGAAGCACAUGCUAUUUGCCUUUCAUGUCUAGGGGUUAUAAUGACCUGGAACAAAACAGAGUGUGUGCUUAGGACUUUCACCAUCAAUGGGAUUCCAAUUGCGACAACAGAACUUUCCAUUUUAUGUGGCAAUGUUAGGUGCAUGGAGGUUUCUGUUGAUGGAGAGAAUGUCAUAAUUGGGGUGAAUUCAUCUUCAGAAAGUGAGAAUAUUCAUGGAUCUCUUGGAUCGAGUGGUGAGAACCUAAACAAGUUGACAGUUCCGGUGCCUUCAAUUCUAUUCAUGGAUCUUUAUACUCUGAAGGUAUUUCAUACACUAAAGCUGGGAGAAGGGCAAAACAUAACUGCUUUCGCUUUGAACAAGGACAAUACUAAUCUUUUAGUGUCAACAUCGGACAAGAAGUUGGUAGUUUUUACUGAUCCAUCUUUGAGCUUGAAGGUGGUGGAUCAAAUGCUUAAGCUUGGAUGGGAAGGUGAUGGGCUUAGUCCUCUAAUAAAGUGACUCUCAAGCCAUCAAAUUUUGGUUGUAUAUAAGAUUUGUCAUUGGCGGCAGUCUUCUAGGGCACACAGAGCUGCAAUUAUACAAGGCUUUGACGUUGAGGAUGUACAUGUGUAUCUACCAAUGGAGCGACAGCCUACUAGCACCACAGAUGAUGUUUGUAAAAAACAAGGUUGCUUCACUCUAGUUGUUUGCCAGUCAGGUAUUUUCUGUUGUAUCCUCCAAUUGUCCUCUCUUUGUAAAUUUGAAAUGAAAGUAAUCCAAUUUCUGUUAUAUUUUAUACAUUUCAACCGAAAUAGCAGCUUCAUUAGGACCCCUCAAAAACAUGAAGAAUUAAAAAUUAAAUAUGGAGCUUGAU
This is a messenger RNA of Nelumbo nucifera (sacred lotus), 11321 nucleotides long. The record is from RefSeq and is a predicted model, not a curated record. NCBI's taxonomy places the organism in Eukaryota, Viridiplantae, Streptophyta, Magnoliopsida, Proteales, Nelumbonaceae.